GGAAAACAGAGGAUUGAUACUGCAGGAUACAUGGAGAAAGGAUGCUAAGAGAUGUCUGGAAGGCAGCAAAUGAUGGCAGCAAGAUGAUGCAUUGGAUAUAGACAACCUGAUGAAUGAUAUGAAUAAUACACUGAAGGACUUGUACACUUCUGGGAGCCUGGGAGAAAAAGCAGCUAUUUUUCGAAGCUGCAGGAAUAAUGCUAGCGGGUUUCUCAGUGCACCGUUGAUACCUCUGCGUGCACCCCUAUUACCACCAAAACUACAAGAAAGGGCAGCUCUUUUCAAGAGAAAUAGGAAACAUGAAGAGGGUGAGGAAAUGCUGGAAGCCUCAAUUCCAAAUCCUUUUCCAGACCUCUUCACCUCUGCAGUUUCAUCAAUAGUCUCAGAAUGCUUAUUACCUUGGACCAAAAAAAGUAAAACUCAGGUAAUCAAAGUGUACAAUGAAGAUGACACAAGUCGAGCACUAGAAGUACCCAGCGAUAUUACAGCACGGGAUGUCUGCCAGCUGUUCAUACUAAAGAACCAUUGCAUCGAUGACCAUAACUGGACACUUUUUGAACAUCGGGCCCUCAUAGGCAUUGAAAGAACCAUAGAAGACCAUGAGUCUGUUAUUGGAGUGCAAGCAAGCUGGGGAAUGGAAACAGACGACCGUUUAUAUUUUAGGAAAAAUUAUGCCAAAUAUGAAUUCUUUAAAAAGCCACUGGAUUUUUUUCCAGAGCAUAUGGUGUCUAUAUCAAGCGAAACCAAUGGAAUUCUGAACCAUUCACAGCUUGUACAGACAUUUCUAAAUGCCAGCUCUUGUCCUGAAAUCCAUGGCUUUCUACAUGCUAAAGAGCAGGGAAAGAAGACUUGGAAAAAGAUCUACUUUGUCUUGAGAAGAUCUGGGCUUUAUUUGUCUAAUAAGGGAACUUCAAAGGAACCCAGGCAUCUUCAAUUUGUUGCUGAAUUCAGUGACAGUGAUGUUUAUACAUUACUGGCAGGCAGAAAGAAGUACGGGGCACCAACAGACUACGGAUUCUGUAUUAAGCAUAACAAAUCGGGAGGAGCCAGGGGCCUGAGACUGCUCUGUGCGGACGAGGAGCGGAGUAGGACCUGCUGGGUGACCGCCAUUCGGCUUCUCAAGUAUGGGAUGCAGCUGUACCAAAAUUACAUUCAACCUCAUCAGAAGCAGAAAGUAUCACCAGUGAGGAGCAUUUCAGAAAACUCACUAGUGGCAAUGGACUUCUCAGGGCGCAAGACCAGGGUGAUAGAAAACCCUACAGAAGCUCUUUCUGUUGCUGUUGAGGAAGGACUUUCCUGGCGGAGGAAAAGCUGUCUACGACUCAAUCCACAUGGAGGUCCCUCUACUCAGAGUCCUACAUCAAAUUUAGUUAUUCACAGAACUCACCCCUGGUUUCAUCAUAAAAUCUCUAGAGAUGAAGCUCACAAAUUAAUUGCACAGCAAGGUCUUAUUGAUGGGGUGUUUCUUUUAAGGGACAGCCAAAGUAAUCCUAAAACGUUUGUUCUGUCAUUAUGUCAUGCCCAGAAAAUAAAGCACUUUCAGAUUGUACCUUUGGAGGAAGAUGGAGAGCUGUUCUUCACCCUGGAUGACGGUCACACAAGAUUUACUGAUCUUAUCCAGCUUGUGGAGUUUUACCAGCUGAAUAAGGGAGUGUUGCCCUGCAAGCUAAAACAUCACUGUGCUCGAAUUGCUCUUUAAUCAGGACGUGACAUUUCUGAAAAGAACCACAGAAGACUAAAGGCAGUGAAAAAACAACUGCAUUGAAGGUGGUUUUUAAAAUAAUUGCGAGUUCUGCACAAAAAAAUAUAAUCAAAACCUCUGUUUAUCCAGAUGAGUCGAUUUUGAGAACAAAUUCUCAUUUGCAACGUGCCUUGGACUAAGAAAAUAUUCAUUGUAUUGCAGCCAAAUUAGCAAGAAGCUGCUGAUUUCAUAUUCAUGGAAACAGUGAUUUAUUUCUAAUCUUCAUUAUAUGAGCAUUUAAGCAAAAGUACAGUAACUAUGGCAUUAUAAAAAGCUGUUUUGGGAAAAAGUGUGCUCUCUUGUCAUUAAGAUAUUUUGUAAAGCUUGUGUCUUAUUUUUUGGUGGCACGAUAGGCAGGCUCUGUAUUACUGAUAAUGGUUAAAUGUCAUUACAAAACCCAUAUCAUAAACUUCUGUAUUGGUAUUUUUAGUAAAGUUGUCUCCCCAUCAAGUAAAAUGGGGCAUACUUUUAGAUUAAUGUUUUUUUUUUUUUUUUUUUGCUGUUUUUUUUCAAUGAAUUACCCCACAUUUUAUGUGUCUAUUUUCUACUCCAUAGUAAAUAUAUUGCCUUCAGUGGGAAUUCAGGCCCAUAAUAUCUAUUGCUCUGAAAAAAACAAACAAAAAAAAAAAAACAAUCAAACAAAAAAUUGCACAAUCUCAAAAUCUAGUAAAAGUAGUUUGUUUUAAAUGCCCUUGCAUUUCUUUUUAAAGAGCAGCAUGGUUUAUAUCUUUUUUAUUGAAAGUACCGUAACAUGCUAAGAGAGAAUAGUUCGUUGAAAUGAGUAAUGAAUGUCAAUGACUGCAAUGUUUUUUUGUAUUAAUCAAAGUCAAUUUGCACUGUAUGUUUUCAGUUUGAUUUUUGUUCUUAAAUCUAUUCAGGAUUGAGGCGGUUACACAACUUUAUAACAUAUUCUACAUUCAAAGAUUACUCUAUAAUCAUUGUAGAUGACAUGUUUGAUUUGUUAAUUGCACUGUAGUUGGAACACUGGUACCAUUUAUUACUAAUUAUUCACAUUGACUCUCUGGACUGUCACAAUAUGCCAAGUAGUUAAAUGCUGUUUCGUUCUUUAAAUGUAUGGUCAUGUACCCAAUUGCUUACAUUUUCUAUAAAUGGACCUAAGUGACCUAAAGUGUAUUUAUAUGACAACCUAGUAUAAUAAAUGUUUAUAUAAUUUAA
Polyodon spathula (Mississippi paddlefish) is the source of this 2917-nucleotide messenger RNA. RefSeq names its product growth factor receptor-bound protein 14-like. The record is from RefSeq and is a predicted model, not a curated record. The coding region runs from base 110 to 1699 and encodes 529 amino acids. Gene Ontology annotation, cellular component: plasma membrane; cytoplasm. The transcript has 15 exons. Gene Ontology annotation, biological process: insulin receptor signaling pathway; negative regulation of insulin receptor signaling pathway. NCBI's taxonomy places the organism in Eukaryota, Metazoa, Chordata, Actinopteri, Acipenseriformes, Polyodontidae.